Arabis nemorensis is the source of this 711-nucleotide messenger RNA. The record is from the annotation of a GenBank genome assembly. NCBI's taxonomy places the organism in Eukaryota, Viridiplantae, Streptophyta, Magnoliopsida, Brassicales, Brassicaceae.
AUGGACUUGCUGGAAGCUGAUUAUUUUAACAGUAUUACCCGUGUGAGCGAGUUAAAAGGGUUAGAUGAUUUGCUUAAAGGAAAAACCAUGAAUCCUCUAGUUGUGGUAUCCGGAAGAGUUGCUUCUGCAGCACCCUUUGAAUGCAAACAUAAUGGUCCUUUGGGUUUUGUUUACGAAAAUAAGUUCGAAGUGGAUUCUGAUCUCAAGUGGGUAGAUGGUGAGUUGAUGGACAUGUCUAUCAAUGUUCUGCUACGAGCAAAACAAACUCCUUGGUAUCUGGAAGACAAUACUGGUCGGGUAAAUGUCGUGGUAGGCUACGAUGCUGUAGGGUUUUCUAAAAUUCUAAAAGAGUAUGUAGGUUUGCCGAACAUGAAGAGUGAAUCCGAUUUCUGUGAAAUCAUUUUGUCAGCCAAAGAAGGCUCUAAGGUGGUCUAUAGGGAUGCUCUUGAUAUUGGUAGAUACUUGACUUUUGUCGGGGAGGCUGCUAGAGACAAAGCCGGUAAUCUCAUGAUUCAAAAACCCAAGGAACAACCUUUUAGGGUCUUCGAUGGAGAGGGCUCUUUUGAUAAAAUGGUUGACAAGCUGAAGUCAAAUUCAGAGUUUUAUAUUUUCUACUCUAAGAUCUUCGGAACCGUUGCUGUGGCUGUAGCCAUUGUGUACGGUGUGGAUUUUAUAAGGUGGAAGAAAAAGAACUCUGGAAACAACAGCUAA